UACGAAUAGAGAGUAGUUUCCAUAUACAGGAUUGCAAAAAUUUCAAAUAUGCUUUACUCUCAGCUAUCUUUGUGCAUUUUCAGAGCUUCUGUAGUUUCACCGCAACCUAAUACCAAUUGGUCAAGGUCAAAGUCGAACAAUGGGAGGAGAGUUGGUCACUGCACGAAAGUUUCUCGCAGUGUGAAUAUGGAGAACCUGCAAAGUGAAUAUUUAUUUCCGGAGAUAUUCAUGCGUGAGUACGAGCAUAGUCAGAAAAAUCCACAUGCAAACUUAAUAAGACUUGGCGUUGGUGAUACUACGCAGCCCAUACCAGACAUCGUAACAAAAGCCAUGGCUCAGCAUGCACAGAAUCUAUCAACAGUUGAAGGUUACAAAGGGUAUGGAGCUGAGCAAGGGAACACUGAAUUAAGAAUGGCAAUUGCAGAAACAUUAUACGGAAACAUGGAUGUCAAAUCCCAUGAGAUUUUUGUAUCAGAUGGCGCACAGUGUGACAUUUCUCGCCUACAGAUGCUUCUGGGAUCAAAUAUGACGGUGGCGGUGCAAGAUCCUUCAUUUCCGGCAUUUAUAGAUUCCAGUGUUAUUCUUGGACGAGCUGGAAAGUUUCAUGAAGAAACUGGAAAGUAUGGGAAUAUUGUAUACAUGAAUUGCAAUCCUGAAAAUGACUUUUUUCCCGAUUUACAAACUACUUCAAGAGCAGAUAUUAUAUUUUUCUGCUCCCCAAACAACCCAACUGGAUAUGCAGCAUCUUGGCACCAGGUAAAGCAGCUGGUCGAGUUUGCAAAAUCAAACGGUUCCAUCAUAAUCUACGAUUCCUCCUACUCUGCUUACAUUUCGGAUUAUAGCCCAAGAUCGAUCUAUGAAAUCCCUGGUGCUAAGGAGGUUGCAAUAGAGAUUUCUUCCUUCUCCAAAUUUGCUGGGUUUACAGGGGUCAGACUUGGUUGGACAGUGCUUCCAGAAGAGUUAUUAUACUCGAAUGGAUUUCCUGUUAUUAAAGAUUACAAUCGAAUUGUGUGCACUUGCUUCAAUGGUGCAUCAAAUAUUGCUCAGGCUGGAGGGCUAGCAUGCCUUUCUUCACAAGGUUAUCAGGCAAUUACCAAUGUGGUUGACUACUAUAAGGAGAAUGCCAAAAUCAUAUAUGAGACAUUGGGAUCACUUGGAUUAAAAGUGUAUGGUGGCAAAAAUGCACCUUAUAUUUGGGUGCAUUUUCCGGGUAGGAGUUCUUGGGAUGUAUUCAAUGAAAUUCUUGAAAGAACACAUGUCGUAACCAUUCCCGGCAGCGGAUUUGGCCCCGUCGGAGAAGGGUACAUCAGAGUGAGCGCUUUUGGUAGUAGAGAAUGCAUUCUGGAAGCUACAAGGAGACUCAAAACUAUGUUCUCCUGAAAAAUGCCUCUUUUACUUUUUUUAAAUAAUGCUGAGCUAUAAGGUCGACCUAGUAGAAUGCUCUCUCUUUUUUUAUUUUUUGGUCCUUUAUAAUAUGGCUCUUGAGAGAAACAGUAUUAGUACUGGCUAUUUUGUGUAUUAUU
Messenger RNA from Ziziphus jujuba (common jujube), 1523 nucleotides. Its product is annotated as aminotransferase ALD1, chloroplastic. The coding region runs from base 49 to 1380 and encodes 443 amino acids. NCBI's taxonomy places the organism in Eukaryota, Viridiplantae, Streptophyta, Magnoliopsida, Rosales, Rhamnaceae. The record is from RefSeq and is a predicted model, not a curated record. Gene Ontology annotation, cellular component: chloroplast. The transcript has 10 exons. Gene Ontology annotation, molecular function: pyridoxal phosphate binding; L-lysine:pyruvate alpha-transaminase activity. Gene Ontology annotation, biological process: systemic acquired resistance, salicylic acid mediated signaling pathway; L-pipecolic acid biosynthetic process.